AUCCAAAUAGCCUAUCAAUUUUAAUACUUACUUCCUUAGUAAAAAACAAAUUACAAUUUUAACGGAUUUUUCUUGUGUGAUAACAAGGAGUAAAUUUCUUUACUGUAAUGUGGUUACUCAACCUAACCGUUUUGUCAUUUUUGUUUUCUGUAUCUGCAGAAUCUGUCUGCAAAUUACCAAAUACAAGUACAGUGUUAUUUCGCAACAUAGACCUUCAUAGAAAGUACUGCUGGAGUCGAGAAGAGCUGGCUUUGUUAUAUACUCGGAGAGCCAUGAUGGAAUUGGUUCCUCGGCAAAUUCCUCACAAUAUUCCUCUUUUACUCGAAUACAUUCAUAUCUGCUUGACCACCCUUAAAGAAAUUGUACCUUCAAAAACAGUUUACGAUUAUAUGGUUGCUGCCCUUGCAGACGUUUUUGGCGGUUAUUUGCAAACUUAUGGUUUGCCUCUUUUGAACGAAGCAUACUAUGAAGGAUACGUUUCUUAUGAUAAUGCUGCAGAAUUUUAUAGAGUGCAAGAGAACUUCAAAGGAAUUCUUAUGACGAACGGUGAUGGGUGGACAAAACCGAUGGAGGUCAGAAAACACAUCAACAGAAUUCUACCUCUCAAACUCCCAGCAAAGCCCUCCUCAAAACCAUGUAACCUCCUUUACGCUGAGAGUAUUGGUGCUUGCUCGAAAACCGGUGAUGAAUUUCCCAUCGACAACCAAUCAAAAACACUAAUACCUCUUCCCAUACUGGAUGACAACAGUAAGCCAAACUCUAUUGCAAUACCUUUCAAAAACCGAGCUCUGUUUAAUUUGAAAAGCAGGAACUCUUACGAUAUUUUGAUCAAAUACUACAUCGAAGCAUCCAGUUGUCUCACACAGUCGCAGAAAGGAAUGGAACAAUCCGAGUUUGACAGAGUAUUAUCAAACUGGCUUAAAACAAAAAUAUUGCCUCAUUUGAAAGAUGAAACCUGGUAUGUCGGAUUCAGCAAUGUUCUGCGAAUAGAAGAAACAAUACAGCAAAGGUCAGGAAUCAUAGCUACGAGUCAUAAAGAUGAAGAGGAGUCGUUGUUUGCUGAGCUUGAAAGUGAGGCACAACUAACAAAAGCUACUUACAUUGCUAUUAUUCUCAUACUACUACUUUCGAUAUUGUUCAUUUGUUUUCUGUACUGGGCGUUCAUAAGGAGCUGUCUUUGUUGCUGCAGACGUUCCGACUAUGAUUCGCAGAAAGAUUCUCAGUACGGAACGAGCACCACUUCACUAGUGACCAACUCUGAUAGCUACUCCCACACUUCCUCUGCUAACGGCAGCGAAUAUAAUGGACGAGUUUGCCAUCAUGGCCAAGCGCAAGACAAUCAUUGUGGCUCUCAUCGCUCGCCCGGUGGAAGAAACCAAUCACAAGAAAGUCGACUUACUAUGAGUUGUGGUUUGGGAAAAGGGCUUUUACCUUCAAAGUAUCGCAGGCAUCAUUAGAUACAAAAUUUGAGAAACUAUCAGUUGCAAUAAAAAGUGUACUCAAAUAAUAAAUUUAAAGGUAAAAAUAGAUUACAAGAAAGUUGACUCACUAGGGCCUAUAUGAGUUUUGUAGUCUGAAAAAUGGGUUUUCCAAAGAAUCGCAUGCAUCAUAAGCUAAAAUGUUUUAAAAUUAUUAGCUGUAAUAA
Macrosteles quadrilineatus (aster leafhopper) is the source of this 1645-nucleotide messenger RNA. RefSeq lists its product as uncharacterized. Lineage: Eukaryota; Metazoa; Arthropoda; Insecta; Hemiptera; Cicadellidae. The record is from RefSeq and is a predicted model, not a curated record. The transcript has a single exon. The coding region runs from base 108 to 1457 and encodes 449 amino acids.